AUGGUGUUGGGAUCACGGAAGUUGAAGAUAUUCGUUGCCUCCACAGGGACUUGAAACCAGAAAAUCUACUGCUGGAUGAAAAGAACAACAUCCGGAUAGCAGACUUCGGGAUGGCCUCGCUGCAGGUUGGCGACAGCUUGUUAGAAACCAGUUGCGGAUCGCCACAUUAUGCUUGUCCUGAAGUUAUCCGGGGAGAAAAAUACGAUGGGAGGAAGGCAGACGUCUGGAGCUGCGGAGUCAUUUUAUUUGCGUUGCUAGUGGGUGCCCUGCCUUUCGACGACGACAACUUGCGGCAACUGUUGGAGAAGGUGAAACGUGGAGUGUUCCACAUGCCACACUUCAUCCCUCCGGACUGUCAGAACCUUUUGCGGGGGAUGAUUGAAGUGGAUGCCUCGAAACGUCUCACGCUAGAACAUAUUCAGAAACACAUAUGGUAUAUAGGGGGUAAGAACGAGCCAGAACCAGAGCAACCAAUCCCUCGAAAGGUGCAGAUUCGUUCUCUCCCUUCCUUGGAGGAUAUUGAUCCAGACGUGUUAGAUAGCAUGCACUCGUUAGGCUGCUUCCGUGACCGAAAUAAACUCUUACAGGACUUGUUGUCGGAAGAAGAAAACCAAGAGAAAAUGAUUUAUUUUCUUCUACUUGACCGAAAGGAGAGGUAUCCUAGUCAUGAAGAUGAGGAUCUUCCCCCUAGAAAUGAAAUAGAUCCCCCCAGGAAGCGUGUGGACUCCCCAAUGCUGAACAGGCAUGGGAAGCGGCGGCCGGAGCGGAAGUCGAUGGAGGUUCUCAGCGUGACAGACGGCGGCUCCCCGGUCCCUGCUCGCAGAGCUAUCGAAAUGGCACAGCACGGACAGAGGUCUCGGUCAAUCAGCGGAGCGUCGUCUGGGCUCUCCACCAGUCCUCUCAGCAGUCCAAGGGUCACCCCUCACCCCUCUCCAAGGGGAAGUCCCCUCCCUACCCCCAAGGGGACACCUGUCCAUACGCCAAAGGAGAGCCCAGCAGGCACACCCAACCCAACACCACCAUCCAGCCCCAGCAUUGGAGGAAUGCCAUGGAGGACACGGCUCAAUUCCAUCAAGAAUAGUUUCCUGGGGUCUCCUCGCUUCCAUCGCAGGAAAUUGCAAGUACCUACACCAGAGGAGAUGUCUAAUUUAACCCCGGAAUCAUCCCCAGAGCUUGCCAAAAAAUCCUGGUUCGGUAACUUCAUCAACUUGGAGAAAGAAGAACAGAUUUUUGUGGUCAUUAAGGACAAACCACUAAGCUCCAUUAAGGCUGACAUCGUCCACGCUUUCCUCUCGAUUCCAAGCCUCAGUCACAGUGUCAUCUCACAGACAAGUUUCCGUGCAGAAUAUAAGUCCACAGGAGGUCCCGCUGUCUUCCAGAAGCCAGUGAAGUUCCAGGUGGACAUAACAUACACAGAAGGGGGAGAGGCACAGAAGGAAAACGGGAUCUAUUCUGUCACUUUCACACUCUUAUCAGGUCCAAGCCGUCGUUUUAAGAGGGUAGUAGAAACCAUUCAGGCACAGUUGUUAAGCACACAUGACCAGCCUUCAGUGCAGCAGUUAUCAGGUAAGUAGUUUCUACUGUUGAGCACCUUGCUUCAGCAGGGACAGGAAGGUGAAGUGCCUCUCGGUACUGGGAGGCUGUGGGAGGCCGUCCCUCUGAUUACAGCAAGAAACGAGCUCCAUUCAGACAGCGCAGUAACUCCCCGCACGCACCCUGCUCCUCCCUCUCUCAUUCCCACUCCAGUGCUCCCGGCGCAUUCCCCAGUUAACAGCUUCUGCCCUCCUCCCGCCC
Apaloderma vittatum (bar-tailed trogon) is the source of this 1794-nucleotide messenger RNA. RefSeq names its product serine/threonine-protein kinase BRSK2. The annotation marks the transcript as partial. Gene Ontology annotation, biological process: intracellular signal transduction; protein phosphorylation; microtubule cytoskeleton organization. NCBI's taxonomy places the organism in Eukaryota, Metazoa, Chordata, Aves, Trogoniformes, Trogonidae. Gene Ontology annotation, molecular function: tau-protein kinase activity; ATP binding; protein serine/threonine kinase activity. The transcript has 15 exons. The record is from RefSeq and is a predicted model, not a curated record. Gene Ontology annotation, cellular component: cytoplasm.